Molecule: messenger RNA, 1049 nt
Organism: Camelus dromedarius (Arabian camel)
Lineage: Eukaryota; Metazoa; Chordata; Mammalia; Artiodactyla; Camelidae
Gene: MRPL43
Product: mitochondrial ribosomal protein L43
Exons: 3
Coding region: 87-566 (159 amino acids)
Biological process (GO): mitochondrial translation
Cellular component (GO): mitochondrial large ribosomal subunit
Molecular function (GO): structural constituent of ribosome
Source: RefSeq, a predicted model, not a curated record
CCCCGGGUUAGUCCCUCCCCCAUUUCUCCAGGAUCGGCUCGGCUCGGCUCGGCUCGGUUCGGCUGGGGUAUCUUGGAUCUGUGGCCAUGACGGCGCGCGGGACCGCUAGCCGCUUCCUGACCAGUGUCCUGCACAAUGGGCUGGGUCGCUACGUACAGCAGCUGCAGCGCCUCAGCUUUAGCCUCAGCCGGGACGCGCCCUCUUCCCGCGGCGCCAGGGAGUUCGUGGAACAUGAGGUGACUGACUUCGCCCGACGGAAUCCCGGGGUCGUAAUAUACGUGAACCCGCGGCCGUGCUGUGUGCCGAGGAUUGUGGCCGAAUACCUUAACGGGGCUGUGCGCGAGGAGAGCAUCCACUGCAAGUCGGUCGAGGAGAUCGCUACGUUGGUGCAGAAGCUGGCGGACCAGUCGGGCUUGGAUGUGAUCCGCAUCCGCAAGCCCUUCCACACGGACAGCCCUAGCAUCCAGGGCCAGUGGCAUCCCUUCACCAACAAAUCGACAACGUUGGGCGGGCUGCGCCCCAGAGAGGUCCAGGAUCCUGCCCCAGGCCAGGUGCAAGUACAGUGAAGAGUUGCCCCACCAACUCCAAUCCCAGGCUUUGGACUCGGCCCAGUAGAGGUGAUUCUUCCCCAACUGGUUCACGGGAUUCCAAGCCCAGGUAGACAGAUGGAGCCCACCAAAGGCAAAGUUGAUGCCAAAGCUAGUGCUUGGGAUAAAGAAGAGCUGCCUGUUUCUUUUUGGUGCCCACUGAGAGGGGCAGUGACUUUGUGAGUCUCCUAAUUGUUACCCAGUUGACAUCCGUGAAACCUGAGAGUCUUCAAGGAUCUUGCUGUGUCUUCUUCUCUGGAAUCAGAGUUCUCAGAUCACAGUGAGGGUUUUCAGGUUUGACUUCUGAAGAAUCUCCUGUGUCCUGUUUCUACAACCAUUGACCUAGAGAGAGCUAGCACCUUAUACUCUGCUGUGAGCCUGGAACUGGGCUAGGCCAUGUGUAUCUUUGUGAAUGUGUGUCUGCAGAUUAGAAAACUGAAGUUAAUAAACUUGCCAAGGUCA